AAAUUCCUUUGGAAUCAGCACCUUGGCGGCCCAAUCCUUAGGAAUUUUAGUGACCUAAUCCUGUGAUCCAAAUGCAUUCCAUAGGAAACAAUCCUAAGGUUUGAUAUCCCGUGAGAAUCCUGUGAAAAUCCUCCAAUCCAAAGAAGCCUGAAACUGGAAUAUGUCAGUAGAUUCUGCAGCUUUUAGUGCUCAAAAGUCAAAUCUAUCAAAUAGCAACUUUUGUCAUGCUUUCAUCUGCAUCAGCCUGAAUAAACUUUUCUAGUGAUGUUCUUUUUCAACAGUAGGGCACAAUGCCAGUACAGUCGGUUCAUGUCAGUUAGCCUGAAUACUGGAAGUUUUUAGGUUACUUCCCAGUUCCCACCUGUUUACGUGCCUACUGUAAAUUGAUUUUGUCCUCCCUUCCUAAUAACUUCCAUCUUUAUUAACAUUGUAGGAGUGAUCAGAGGAUGGACAAGUCUUGCACACGAUGCAGGGAUUACGUCGCACAUCAAUAUUGGGACCACAUGGAUAAUCGGAAAAAGCGUUUCUUUAAGCUUAUGCUUGGCAAUUUCAGGAAUGGAGUGACCAUACCAGAGAAGUUUGUGCGCAGUGUCGGGGGAAAGAUCUCUGAACUAGUCAAACUAGAAACUCCAGAUGGUAAUACAUAUAAUGUUCAUAUUGCCAAGGAACUGAAUAAUCUAGUCCUUCGAUCUGGAUGGUCAAAAUUUGCCAGAGUUUAUGAGCUUCAAGAGGGUGACCUUUUGAGGUUCAAAUACAAUGGGGACUCCCACUUCAAAGUUGAGAUCUAUGAUCCAAGUGCUUGCGAGAAAGAGACAUCCUGCGUUGUAAUGAACCACAAUCCAGGUCUCCAAAAACGGAGCGUUCCUCGUGAUAAUCCAAUGUUAUCACCGGAGGGUGAAAGGUUAGCAAAGCGUCACAAUGGUUGCUGCAGCGACAGUUGCAAAACUUCAAAGAUGAAUCCAGCAGGCACCCCACACAAACCAACUAAAAGGGAAGCCCCAUCUUCUGAAGAUGCCAGGAGUUCGGGUGAACUUCAGACUUCCACCAGGUCUCGCUAUUUCUUAGCAACAGGGUGCAACCUGACUGAUGCACAUAAGGUGGAAGUCAACAAAAUUGAGCAAAACAUCAGGCCUGAGAUUCCAUUAUAUGUCAAAACCAUGUCCAGUGCCAGUCUGGUUGAUGGAUUUCUGGUCAUAUGCAAAGAUUACGCUAUCAAACACCUUCCACGCAAAGACGAAUUCAUCACACUUUGCCAUGCCAGUCAUAGCAAGACAUGGGGUGCUCAUUACAGGAUCAACGCUGAUGAUACAUAUCAUCUUUCUACCGGCUGGUUGGGAUUUGUCGAUGACAACCAGUUGCAAAAAGGCGAUACUUGCGUGUUUGAAGUAUUAAAGAGGCAGAGAAGUUUCACAAUGGCAGUUCAUCUGCUUAAAGCAAGCUAUCAUCAUCCACCAGGAUUUCCCGCUUCUUCCAAGAGUCUUAGGCCUGAAGCCAAGAGUUUUAGGCCUGCAGAUAAAGUGAGGUUGUCACGAUUCACCACUCUGGAGGGUCUGCUGAAGACUAAAGUAUAUGAGAAAGUAGAAGCUAUUAAGCCUGAAAUCCCUGUUUUUGUGUCUAUCAUGAUGAAAACCAAUGUUAGCAGCAGAAGCCCCAGUUUGGCCUUCAGUCUGGAUUAUGCCAAAGAUUUUCUCCCUGGUGAGAACCAAAUUUUCAGGCUUCACCGGCCCGGGGAAAGCGCUCCAUGGAAAACUGAAUUCAAGAGCUUUGCUUCAAGGCGUUGGCUUGUUAGAGGCUGGGAGCAGUUUGUCAUUGACAACGAACUGGAACUAGACGAUGUCUGCCUCUUCGAGCGGAUUGAAAACAAGAAGAAGCUCAGGAUGAUGGUCCACAUCAUCCGAAAAGAAGAGUACUGUUGAUUUGCUCCUUUUUUUGCCUAUGCUUUUGUAGUCGGGAAGUUUAGUAUCGUCAGUGGGUUUUGUGUUAGAAUUUCCCUGACUCAUCCGACAAAAUCUCAGAAAAGUGCUAGAAUAAACUAUAUUACCUGGAUAUGAUGAUACUUCCUGGUUAGUUUGUGUUACAGAAUCAUGAUCAUACUGUGGCUUCUAAAUAUCAGUAUAAGUUGUUUCGGAUAUAUCCUUUGAAAAUGCGCAAAAAUUCUUGUAAUCCCAUGAAAUUGAUGUGUACAAAUUUGAGAAGCUUAUGUAUUGUUCUACA
Molecule: messenger RNA, 2214 nt
Organism: Triticum dicoccoides
Lineage: Eukaryota; Viridiplantae; Streptophyta; Magnoliopsida; Poales; Poaceae
Product: B3 domain-containing protein LOC_Os12g40080-like
Exons: 6
Coding region: 447-1916 (489 amino acids)
Molecular function (GO): DNA binding
Source: RefSeq, a predicted model, not a curated record